AUGUCUUGUAGCCUCAUUGAGGCCAAGUUCCAGGCGCUGGACCGCACCAUCAAGAUGCUGUCCAAGUCGAAAAAUCAUCGGACGCCUGAAGUUGCGUCAUCGGAGCAGCUUCGUGAACUUGUCGAAACGAAACCCACCUCUCUUCUGCCUACCAUAAAGCCUGUCAAAGACUUAGAGGUCACACGAUCCAACCAACCUCACUCUAGGACUAAUAGAAAAAGUCGAUCGUUGCCGAACACCGCUCGCGAAGAGAAGUCAGAGAAGAAGAGUGAACAGUGGCCACCGCGACCUAGUACUGGAAGGAGAUAUUCUCGCCAAAGCGCAGCUAAAGUAUCCACAGAAAAGUGGGUUGAUCCGAAGCAGAAGCGUGCGGAGCAACUACUGCAGGAUACAUGGAAUGUUCCUCGAUCGAAAUUGUUAAACGACAAUUAUCGAGACGAGAAUCAAGAACAAGACUCGAAUCCAUACGAAGAGCGCGUCCAAGAUGAACUUAGUAGUAACCAGAUUCACGACGAUUUAGAGACUUGUAGUGCAGCUGUACACAAUGCACUACCACUGCCUAAAAGACCUUUGACGUCUGCGGGCUCUCAUCCAAAAAAGACUGUCGAGACCGCUCCUAAGACGAAGCGCAAGAACCGUCCCAGGACUGCCAUCGGGAAAGGCAGCAAAGAUAAUAAAAAAAGUGUUGAACCUCCAUCCCCGCCACGCCCUGAGGUGGAACCAACACCGAAAUUAGUCCAGGUUGAAGUCAUUAGCGAACCAGACAGAAAAUACCCUCCUGCCGUCCCAAAAGCCGACGAUCCGACGUUCUACAUGCUGGAGUUGAGGCUAGACCAUCCUGAACCUUUGGCGAAUUGGCGAUUCCAGGCAUCUUUCACAGACACCUCGGUUGACCCUUCCAAGACAGUUAUACUGGACGAUCUUAUGGCGGAUGGCGAGAACUGCUUGCUCUUCGAUGACCCGCGACUACCACCAGGAUCAACCCCAUCUCGAUUUUUCAAUCCGUUCUUGUACUUCCCUGGUCUAACUAGACCGAGUGAUUUGUAUGGACAUGUUUUACGUAUCAUCGUGACAUCACUUCGACCAGUCACGCGUACUGUGAUCAACACGUCCGUGCAAUUCACAUAUUCUCCAGACGAAGCUGUUGUGAAGCCACCGGUACAGUCGAUCCGACAACGCUCAGAAAAUGUAGCCACCCAAGACGUUCGAGUCUUACCGCAACGCAAUAGAUCUGCUUCUUCCGCAUCGAGGCGAGGAGUUAAGGUGUCAAAAGUCCAACAGAAGAAGACGCCGAGGCUACUGCAAAACAAUAACCACGAAUCGAGUACGAGUAGUCUUGCUAUGGACCAGUGCAAUCCCUGGUCUUCAAGCGAGCAGAAUGACACCGACGCUGAUGAUCACCAAGCAUAUACGCUGGGACAAAUGUUUACACUGUAUCUUGAUGAGCCUCGACCGCCAUCCCCCACCACACCCACCCGAAAAGAUCCAAUACCAGAGAACUUGACCCGGUCUCCUCAGACGCCCAUAGCCACCAUCGACAAGAAGAAAAUGCAGCUGCAGAGUCUGCGCGCAAGUAUGCGGAGAGAAAUGAGCGAGCACAAGAUCGACAACUGCAACUUGUAG
Phytophthora nicotianae INRA-310 is the source of this 1623-nucleotide messenger RNA. RefSeq lists its product as hypothetical. The record is from RefSeq and is a predicted model, not a curated record. The transcript has 7 exons. NCBI's taxonomy places the organism in Eukaryota, Oomycota, Peronosporomycetes, Peronosporales, Peronosporaceae. The coding region runs from base 1 to 1623 and encodes 540 amino acids.